Molecule: messenger RNA, 7503 nt
Organism: Porites lobata
Lineage: Eukaryota; Metazoa; Cnidaria; Anthozoa; Scleractinia; Poritidae
Source: the annotation of a GenBank genome assembly
CAGUGCGAUGUAGAUGAGAAAAACGAACAUGUCAGAAGCUGCGACGAACUACGAUUCAAAUAACAGCAAUGCUGGCCCACCUCAGCUGGCUGUUGGUCUUCUAUCCAUAAGAGAUGUUACAACAACAUUGAAACAGCCAGAUCUACCCGUUGAUAUUCUUUUAGUAACAGUUAAGGACUGCGAGUUCUUAGCUUGUUACAAUGAGCUUAAAGAUCCCUUUGGAUGUCAUUUUGAUGGUCUUGGUUACGUUUACUUCGCGGACGUUGGCGGAAGUCAGCCAGGGCGAGUGAAAGUAGCACUAAUGAGGUGUCAUGAAGGUUCUAACUGUCCGGGUGGCUCUCUCACUGCCGUUAGGAAUGCCGCCCCUAUUCUACGACCCAAGGCCGUGAUAUCUGUUGGGGCAUGCAGUGGUCUCAACCCUGACAAAACCAAGUUAGGAGAUGUCAUUGUAUCAGCCAAGCUAACAACAUAUGCAUCCAAAGUAGUGACAAGCGACCAAGCGCAGUGGGCUGGUAUUUGCAGUCACGUGAGCAGACGGUUUCAUAACAUCAUCACCAAUUGCGCUGAUGGGUGGCAACCACCGUUGAAGAACCGAGAAGAUCACCACAUCAACGUUCAUAACAAUGGCGUGUUCUUAAGUGGUCCAGAGCAGAUCAGAGCAGAAUGGAGGCGAAAAGAACUUCUAGAACGUCAUCCCCUCGCAACAGGUGUAGAGAUGGAGGGAGAAGGUGAGUACAUGUCACUUUUAAAAGCGCCUCAGCAAGCUUACGCCAUGCACAAGACCGCAAGGUCAUGUGGGUGGCUAUAAUUCAACCAUAUAUUCGCCGUUGUCAAUGCCAUAGAAUGGUAUAACACGUCGAAAAUGCGUACCUUCAUGGCUUAGUUUGAUACAUUUUAAUUGGUUCGCGUUCUUGUCACGUGUGCCUUUUGGCUUCGUUCAUUGACCUAGCUGUCAACCUAGAAUUUUAAAGAGAGAAGAAAUAUUAUAAUUGUAGUGAAUUUCUCCAUGGCAGUUACUUUAGGUAUUAGUUGGCGGUUAUAUUGGAACAUAACGUGAAAAUUGGUCAGUUGUUUAGUACACAGACUGAGCAAUAACUGAUUUAACUUGUCCUUCAUCGACUAUAUAUACUUGUUCUUGUACUUAACUUUCUCAAGUCUAAAGCCCUGUCCACGCCAAAACAUUUUUGAAACAAUCGGUUUUCUUUACACGCUUUGUCUCUGGUGUCUGGUCUGGUCUAGUAUCGCAUGAAUAGCUCCGUCGACAUAGACAGCUUUCAAUCGCAACGCACACCUUUACGGCCGCAAAUUUGGCUUCACCGAAAAAAAGGAAUUUAGUCAGCUGCAUUAAAAAGUGGUUAUUUUCUGAAAAGACUGCGGUGCAACGUCGGUAGGAGGGUGAAACGCAUUCUUUUUUUCAAUUGAAUUUAUAGAAACAAUUUCGACUGUAAGGAGUCUCCACUGGUUCGGUCUUGGGUAUAGUGUGCACGAUGUCAGCCUCUUAGAAAUGCGGGGGUCGGCACAUUCCUGUACUUUUUUCCUGUGCUUAACUGAAAGGGACUUCUGCGGUCCCCAUGGGUUUUUUCCCCGUGGGAGGGCUCAUAAAUACAACGUGUAGAUGUUGGGGGGUUAGAGAUUGUAAGUUUGACGUUUCGAACGCCAGCCCUUUGUCAGAGCAAAUCGAGGUAUUAACUGUUUUCUGGUUUAUACAUAUCGAGUGGUGGACUAGGAGCAACCCUGUGGGAAUUGGUGGCAGUAUGGAAACAUAAAAACAAAAAAAAAGCAGUAAUAAAGAAAGCGAACGAAAAAUAUCCACGGAAAAAAGUUGCUGUCAAAAACGUAAAACGAAACGUCAUGAAAAUCAUAACCUAUCUUACUUUCUGUCCUGGGUUGUAGAAAUCUUUUUAUUCAGUCUUUUCUUGUCUCCGGUUUGUCUACUUCCAGUCUGCUAUAAAAAAGAAAUUUUCAUUCAAGUUUAAUCGUCAAAAAUAUUAUUAGAUCCGAACUACAAAAUAAAGAAUUGCAAGUGAGUCUAUGCGCCGGGCAAUUGAUUUUUUUUAGUUUCUUUUAUCGAUAAGAGGUAAUUUACAGAAAGUAAUACAUCCUAAAUGUGUUCAUUUUUUCAGGUGUUUCCACAGCUGCAUAUGAAACUCAACUCGAGUGGCUCAUUGUUAAAGGGAUAGCUGAUUUUGCAGAUGGUAAGCAAGUGAAUGCAGGAAGUUGGGAAACCUGUGCUAGUGCGAUGGCAGCAUCUCUUGUCUCACACAUACUACGUGAUCCUGGUGUUUUUCGCACUUGGCCUCAUUGCCAAGGUAUCGAUUGUUUGUAAGUUUAGCUAGUUAUAACUUAAUGCAGGAGUAGAAGAGAAUUUGCGUUUAGUUGAAUGUACUUCUAAUUAAAUGCGUUGCUCACAUUAGUCAUGAAACAAGAUAGACCUCAUUAAACUACGAGUUUAACGUUUUAAGAAUAAACCUCCCUCGAGUCGCAAUCGCCCUAGCCUGUGAACCGGCCUUUGGUCGCCCGAGAAAGACGGCCUGAAUCAACGAGCCGCUAAUACCGUCCAGUGAUGUCACUACUUCUCUGCGGCAAAAACAGAAAUAUUGUCCGGAAAGGUGUACAUGGUACAGAACUGUUUUACUGGAAAAAAGUCUUAAAUCAUGUUACAUGUUCAAACUGUUGACUGCGCUCUGUAUUCUGAACGAAUCUUUUGCUUGUAUAGCGCCAUAAUUGAAUAAUCAGACUCGAUCUCAGCCACGCAAUAAUGAAAUACACAUGGAACACUUCCUUCAAUUUGCUUUCAUUUAAAAUUGUUUUACUGGAAGAAAGCCUUAAAUCAUGUUAAACGUUCAAACUGUUGACUGCACGCUGUAUUCUGAAUGAAACUUUUGCUUGUAUAGCGCCAUAAUUGAAUAGUCAGACUCGAUCUCAGCUACGCAACAAUGAAAUACAGACACUUCCUUCAAUUUGCUAUAAAAUAACAGAAGCUAUUUGGUCCUUUAAGCGAGAAGAAAGCAAGCAAGCUUGCUAGGAAAGAAAGAAAGAAAAACUAACACAAUCAGUACACUUGCCAGGGGAAAUAACAUUAGGAUCAAAAAUUUGCUAGCUUGACACAGGCUUGUUAUAAAUCUCACAAAAAUCGAUCACUUGUGCAAUCAAUGCUGAAACCGCAAAGCGGCUCUGAAUGAAAUCCUAUCGACUUUCCCUCAUUGAUUCUUCAUUGGUAGUUCAACUUAACAAGUCAUGGCUUCGAAAAUAGGGUAAAGAUAAAGAUCGUCGAAAUUUAGGGAACUCUACGCAAGCAUGCGAUCUGCUGAUUAUCAAGAUUAUCCAAUUAGUCCCGCUAAAAUUUCCUGUAGUUAUACAUAACUUUGUAAAUGUUUAGACAGUCAACCGAUCAAAAUGACUAUCUGCAGGUUUUCGGGUAGUGACGUCACUGGGCGGGAUUAGUGGCUCGUUGAUUUAGACGUCUUUCUCGCCGGGGAGUUUGCAACUCGAGUCGACGGCUGCAAUUUAGGCUAUUUAAGAGUUGAAUAAACUUGGUCGACAAACGUACACGUUUCUGUUCAGAAAUCGAGACCAUGCAUUUCCCCUACCAGCACAAAACACUAAUGUUGUCUUUGUGUGAAUCGUUUCAGUUGAUGCUUCCUUGGAGGCUCAGCUCGAAAGCAGCAGGAAGCGGAGGCUAACUGAGAACUAUGCAGGUAAUAUAUGUUAGAAACAUUUGUUGCUAAAAAUUCUCUUCUUUAUAUUGCCUACCCAUUACGUGUUUCAUUGUUUCUGUAUACUUCGCUGCACUUUCAUUUUAAAACAUAGUGAGAAAACACAAAUCAGGAGUCACGCACAUAGUGACGCAAAUGAGUCGCCUCAUAGAAUUAGCUUUACCUCAGUCUACACUUUUGAAUCAAUUGCACUCAAUUACAGUCUAUCAGGAGGCGGAAAUAAGGUCGUAAAUCCGCCCCACCCAGCGGCCCCAAAUACAACGUUGUGUCUAUGUUCAAGUGUUCCUAGACUCAGAAUUAUGUUUUCUUCAGCAGGUGCUUUCUCCGAUGAUCAGUGCUCAACACAAGCCAAAAGGAGAAUGUAUACUGUUAGUACAUCUCAGCAAACUGAAUCCAUUACCCAGCAGCCUCUUGCAGGUAUCUCUUGGUUAAGUUACAAUGUAUUGAAUUGUGAACGGGACUAAAUAUCUAUGGCCGGCCAGUUUAUGGUUCACUGUAUACUUCAAUUAAAGUCCACCUUUAAAUCAGAGAUGUAUAUCCGCCCUGGACUAGUUCCGCUGUUUUCUGUUUGGUUUUGUUUGUUUGUUUUGUUUUGUUUUGUUUUUUUUUUUUUUGCACUCUUUGUGCUUCACAUUCUUUUCAAUAUGCAAUAAAGAAAAACAAAAUAGCUAGGAGGUAAGUGUGCCACCUGAUAGAGAUGGCUUCAACGAGUCCAUACUUGGAAACUGAAUUAUACUGUAGUCGAUCUAUCAAAAGAUAAUGAGGUCGUGAAUCUAUGUAAUAAAAGCAAUUCCCCGGAUCUAAUUUGUAGUAUUUUGUCUUCGUAGGGGCACCCUCUCAUAUCAUAGACGAGAUUCGCCAGCUUUACCAAAGCCGUGAAGGAAAUCUGGCACCAUUCACUUGGUGUGAUUAUCCUAAUUUUAAUAUGAAUGAUAUUUUUACCCGAUUGAAGAUUGUGAACAGAGAAAAAACACGAGGAACAUUGACAGACGACGAAAUCACCAACAUGACCGCUAUCUUUAGACCCCACCCGAAGUGCCAGAAACCACGUAAAGUAUUGAUUGAAGGGGAUCCUGGCAUGGGAAAAACUACCUACUCACAAAAACUGGCGUAUGACUGGGCAAACAAACAAAAUGAAUGGGACGCGUCUUUUCCAGAGAUUGAAGUGCUGCUCUUGCUUAGAUGCAACGACAUAAAAUCUAGCAUUUGGGAAGCUAUUGAUGAUCAAAUUCUUCCUGAAGAUAUCGACGAAAAGGCCAAGGAGACUUUCAUCAAAUACAUAAAGGAAAAUCAGUCCAAAGUUCUGCUAUUGCUGGAUGGAUUAGAUGAGGCAGACCCCUGUGAACGAGACAUCUACCUCUCACUGCUCACAUGUAAACUCCUCCCAGACUGUCACGUCGUCAUUACUUCGCGUCAUGAGGUUGGAAAGAAAGUAAGCCGAUACUGUGACAACCUGUGGGAGAUUGUAGGAUUCACCGAGGAGGAUUCGAAAAGAUUUAUCGGAAAAUAUUUUCAGGGCAACGAUCACUUAGCUGAGAAGUUUAUUAAAUAUUAUGUUGAAUAUUGGUAUGCUGACCCACCUGAUCCUAACGACCGCGCCCUAGCCGAUUUGGCGAAAAAUCCACUUAAUUUGACUUUACUCUGUUGUAUUUUCGAAGAUUCCGAAGAAGUUUUUUCUAACAGCAGCAGAACCCGAUUGUACAUUGAAAUCGUUCUCCUUGUUUUAAGAAGAUAUGAAGAAAAAAAUGGACUUGAAAGCAACAACGAUCAAGACUUGAUUUCAGUUUAUAGGGAAAAACUCAAACUUUUGGGCCGGUUCUCGUUACAUUCCCUUCAUGAGAGGAAGUGGUACUUUGAAAAAGAGAAGGAUAUGGACAAUUUUGGAUUCUUGUCUUUUCAACAAGGCGGCACUAGGAGCAAACCUUGCACACGCUGUGCAUUUUCACACAAAAGCUUUCAGGAGUUUUUUGCUGGUUUUUAUCUGGCGUUUCAGGUUAUCGACGGACAAAUUGACUUUGCCCACGUUUUAACCGAUGAAAGAUAUUUGAAGGAACUGAAAGAGGUUUUUUUGUUCAUGAGUGGAAUCAUAGCAUUCAAAAGCGAGGAAAUUGGAGAAUCCAUCCUUAUUUGUAUGGCCAAGCAUAUCAGUGGUCUUCUUCGUAGAUCCGACCAAAAAGUUAAAUCGUAUAUGGCGUUGGCUUGUGCGUGUGUUUUUGAAUGCGAUUACAGCCCCCUUGUAAAAUUGAAGUGGAAAGAUGAGAGAGAGCUAACUUGCUUUGAAUAUACUUUCGGUACGCACCUUGACAUCUCCUCCCUCACUGAAGUGGAUUUAUCCUCCGCUGAAAUACAGAAUUUUGGUGCUGCUGUGAUUUCCGUGGUCCUCGAAAAAAACUCCUCCCUAACUCAUUUGGAUUUGAGUUUCAACCUCUUUGACGGUGUUGUUCCUUCUCUUUCCAAGGCCCUCAAAGCAAACUUCUCCUUGACUUCUUUGAAUUUGAAGGGUAAUUCUGUUGGUGAGGAUGGCGCUUCUUCUCUUUCCAAGGCCCUCAAAGCAAACUCCUCCCUCACUGAUUUGAAUUUGAGUCAUAACAGAAUUGGCGACGCCGGUGCUUCGUUUCUUUCCCAGGCCCUCAAAGCAAACUCCUCCCUGACUGAUUUGAAUUUGAGUAUAAACAGUAUUGGCGACGCCGGUGCUUCUUCUCUUUCCAAGGCCCUCAAAGCAAACUUCUCCAUGACUGAUUUGAAUUUGAGUUGCAACAGAAUUGGCAACGCCGGUGCUUCUUCUCUUUCUAAAGCUCUAAAAGAAAACUCCUCCCUGGUUGUUUUAGGUUUGACGGAUAACUUUAUUGGCGACACUGGUGCCUCUUGUCUUUCCAAGGCCCUCAAAGCAAACUUCUCCCUGACUGAUUUGAAUUUAAGUUGCAACAAAAUUGGCGACGCCGGUGCUUCUUCUCUUUCUAAAGCUCUGAAAGAAAACUCCUCCCUGACUGGUUUGAAUUUGACGGAUAACUAUAUUUGCAACACUGGUGCUUCUUGUCUUUCCAACGCCCUCAAAGCAAACUUCUCCCUGGCUGAUUUGAAUUUAAGUUGCAACAGUAUUGGCGAUUGCGGUGCUUCUUGUCUUUCCAAGGCCCUCAAAGCAAACUUCUCCCUGACUGAUUUGAAUUUGAGUUACAACAGAAUUGGCGACGCCAGUGCUUCCUCUCUUUCUAAGGCUCUAAAAGAAAACUCCUCCUUGACUGAUUUGGAUUUAAGUGGUAAUAGUAUCGGCGACACUGGUGCUUCUUGUCUUUCCAAGGCCCUCACAGCAAACUCCUCCCUGGACACAUUGGAUUUGACUGAUAACAGUGUGGGUGUCGCUGGUGCAGCUUUUUUUAAUGAGGCCUGUAAGAUAAACAAAAAAGUGAAUGUACGCUUAUAAAAGGAGCAUUAAUUUAAUUUUUACUAGUAAGUCAGAGAUUAAGGUUGUAAUAUUGACGUGCCCGAAGUAUGAAAGUUAAAAGUGGAAGCGGCUGGAAGUUACUUCAGUUCAUGUAUCUUGUUCUUAAAUUGCCUCGACAAGAAUUUUUGUGUUGGUGGGCUACGGUUCUAAUUAUUUUUUCUUCGAGGACUUCUGCUGUGCUUCAAAUAAAGAAACAGGUGUUUUUUAAAGGAACAUGUUCGAUCAGGCCUUUGUAGAGUGUCUUGAGUAAUGACUGAUAUCACAAGUCAGUAAAAGCUCUGUCUAUUGAUAUUGAAAUACAGAUUAGGAUUCUUGUCAUGUACUUUUAUGUCUCAUUUAUUUUCU